Molecule: messenger RNA, 2085 nt
Organism: Rotaria sp. Silwood2
Lineage: Eukaryota; Metazoa; Rotifera; Eurotatoria; Philodinida; Philodinidae
Source: the annotation of a GenBank genome assembly
AUGACCGAUGAUUCUAGUGAGUCACCAUCCUUCAUAGCUUACAUUUGGGCUGGUUUAAUUGGUGGUGUGACACAAAAAAGAAAGAAUUCAAAAAAUCAAACCGAAGAUGAUGAAUCAGUAUCGUCAGCAGUCGAACGACAAACAGAAAAUUCACGUAAAGGUGGAACUAUUUGGGAAGCUGUACGUAAAGCAGAUGAACUUGCAUUUAAACGUCUUCUUGAUGAUAAUCCAAAUCAUGCUGAUGCACGUGGUCCUGUUGGAGAAUGCCCUAUUCAUAUGUUAUUUUUAUAUGGAACAGAAGCUCAUCUUAGUAUGGCUCGAUAUUUAAUUGGAAAGUUUCCACAUACAAUAACACAAAUAUAUAAUCAAGCUGAAUAUUAUGGUGAAAUGGCCCUUCAUAUUGCAAUUAUUAAACGAAAUGCAACAAUGGUUGAAUGGCUAUUAGGUCAUGAACAGAAUAAAGCCUAUCAACAACAACAAACAACAGCAGCUGCUAGUGGAAAGUUUUUUCAAGUAGGUCGACCAUGUUAUUAUGGUGAAACUCCAUUAGCAUUUGCUUGUUGUACGAAUCAAUGGAAUAUAGCAGAAAUUUUGCUUAAAUAUGGCGCCUCGAUGGAUGCGGUUGACUCCAACGGCAACAACGUACUGCAUUUACUUGUGAUUCAUAAUUUACCUGAUAUGUAUACUACGGUUAAGCAACGUUGGUUAGAAGAACAAGAGGAAAACGAGUCAAGUGAUGAAGAUGAUGAUGACGAUGAAUAUUUUCAAUUAGAGAGAAAACAUGUUACUCCAUUAUGGAAACGUUUAAAUAAAGAUGGUUAUACACCAUUAACACUAGCUGCUAAAUUAGGUCAAGCUGAAAUGUUUUCAUUUUUACUGGAGGAACGUAAAAUAACUCAAUGGAGUUUUGGACCUGUUGCAUGUGUACUUUAUCCACUUGAUCAAGUCGAUUUAGAUUUUCAAGAAGAUAACCUUGAAACACCAGCCUGUGCACUUGAAUUAAUUGUACAAAAUGCUCAUGUUGAACUUAUUAUGCACCCACGUAUGAUUGAUUUAGUUGAUAAGAAAUGGGAACGUUUUGCAAGAAGAAUUUUUUUCAGUCGAUUUCUUUUUACACUUUUCUAUAUGUCAGUCUUUCUUAUUACAACUAUACUUGAUCAAACACGAACAGAAACGACUGAAGGUGAAGGCGAAGAUGCCGUAGUAAUAGGUGUUGAACCAGCAGGGACGAUUUGUCAAAUACUAUGUACUGUUGGUCGUUUAUUUGUGUUAGCAGGAGCGAUAUGGAAAGGCAAAUCUGAAUUUAGAGAGAUAAAGACUAUAGGCAUACGAAAAUAUUUUCAAACAGCGGGUUCUGGUUUUCUUGAAAAUUGCUUAGCAUGCCUAUUUUGUACAACUAUUUAUAUAGUUAAUAUUCUUCGAAUAUUCGAUAUGGAUGCUGAAUUACCAGCCUUAGCAAUAGCAUCAUUACUUGGUUGGGGUUAUAUGCUUUUUUUUGUUAUGGCAUUUCGAUUGACUGGUCCAUUUGUUGUGAUGAUAUAUGAAAUGCUUUUUAAUGAUGUUCUUCGAUUUUGCAUUAUUUAUGUAGUAUUUCUUGUAGGAUUUUCACAAACAUUUUUCAUCUUAUUUAAUUAUAAUGGUUUUUCUGGUUUUGUUCUUAGUGUUAAACAAAGUUUUUUAGGCAUGUUAGGAGAUUUUGAUCUUGAUGCUUAUACAAGUACAAAAUAUGCUUAUAUAAGUGUAAUAAUUCUUAUUAUUUAUAUAAUUGUUGUAACAAUUUUAUUACUUAAUUUACUUGUUGCUAUGAUGGGUGAUACAUAUGGAAAUAUAAUUGAAGGUGCAACACAAGUAUGGCAUUUAGAACGAGCACGUAUUGUAUUUGCAAUUGAAAGUGAAAUGGACAAUGAACAACGAAUUUUACCAAGAAAUAAAUAUUGGACUAAUGUUGAUGGUGAACGAUAUUUACAAGUCGAAGAAGUUAAUGAAAAAGAUUUUCUUGCACAAAAUAAUGCUGAUGAAGCUGAUGCUAGUGAUGAAAAAGAACACUUGAGAAAAAAAUCUAGUGAAAAUGCAACUGAAUUUUAA